Pelobates fuscus (common spadefoot toad) is the source of this 945-nucleotide messenger RNA. RefSeq names its product olfactory receptor 4E2-like. The coding region runs from base 1 to 945 and encodes 314 amino acids. The record is from RefSeq and is a predicted model, not a curated record. The transcript has a single exon. Gene Ontology annotation, molecular function: G protein-coupled receptor activity; olfactory receptor activity. Gene Ontology annotation, cellular component: membrane. Gene Ontology annotation, biological process: G protein-coupled receptor signaling pathway. NCBI's taxonomy places the organism in Eukaryota, Metazoa, Chordata, Amphibia, Anura, Pelobatidae.
AUGGAAAACGCAACACAAGUGACAGAAUUUGUUUUUAAAGCAUUUGCAUCCUUCUCGGGUCUCCCUUACGUUAACUCUGCUCUAUUCUGUGUUUUCCUGUUCCUCUACUCUCUACUUUUCAGUGGAAACGUUUUGAUUAUGUUCAUUAUCUCAGCAAACCAUCGCCUCCAUACACCUAUGUAUUUCUUCCUUAGCAAGCUAUCGUUUAUUGACCUUUGCUAUUCAUCAGUAACUGUGCCCAAAUUUCUAGUAGACUCCCUGUCUGGGAGGAAGGUCAUAUCUUUCAAUUCGUGUAUUGCUCAACUGUUCUUCUUCCACUUUUUUGGUUGUGCCGAAAAUUUUAUUUUCACUGUCAUGGCUUACGAUCGCUUUGUUGCUAUUUGCAAACCAUUGCAAUACUCGAGAAUUAUGAACAGACAAUGCUGUUUGUUGUUAAUGGCAGCAACUUGGGCCAUGUGCAUUAUACACUCUACCAUCCAAAAAGGUUUGACCUCAGAGCUAACAUUCUGUGGACCCAAUGAAAUACACAGUUACUUCUGUGACACUCCACCACUAAUUAAGUUGGCCUGCACUGACAUAACAAUGAUUAAUAUCAUAACAGUGGCUAAUAGUGGCAUUGUGUCAUUUUGCUGCUUUCUGACUCUUGUUAUUUCAUAUAUUGGCAUUGUUAGGUCAGUCUUAAAAAUUAAAACAAUUGAAGGGAGACGUAAAGCCUUUUCAACUUGUGUCUCUCAUCUCACAGCAGUGCUCUUAUUCUUUGGUCCUUGUGUCUUCAUUUACAUGAGGCCAUCCACUGAGCUCCAGGUUGAUCAGGUGGUGAGAGUGUUUUAUACAUUCAUAGCACCCACUAUAAACCCUGUUAUCUAUACCUUAAGGAAUGAGGAAAUUAAGACAUCCGUGAAAAACCUCUUAAGCAGGAAACCUGACUCCUGGUUUAUUCUAUAA